This is a messenger RNA of Andrographis paniculata, 1792 nucleotides long. RefSeq names its product ACT domain-containing protein ACR4-like. The record is from RefSeq and is a predicted model, not a curated record. NCBI's taxonomy places the organism in Eukaryota, Viridiplantae, Streptophyta, Magnoliopsida, Lamiales, Acanthaceae. The coding region runs from base 255 to 1604 and encodes 449 amino acids. The transcript has 8 exons.
CUUCAGAGAGGAAAGAAUUAAAAAGGGAAGAACGAGGCCCCAAAUUAAAUUUCCAACGGCAGCUGAAAAUAGAAACCCCCGUCGACAGAAGGCUACUAUAUAUACACACGCAGCCCGACUGACCCGACACCCACAAAAAUAUCGUAUUGGGUCAAGAUUUUGAUCUUUAUUUUCUUGUCUAUCCUCGAUAGUUUUGGUCUUGGGGAGAAUCAAGAAUCUGGGUGGCCCAAUCAAGAAUCAGUCGAGAAUUGAUCAUGGACAGUGGGGUGAGUUUCUCUGAGGACACCAUGGAUGACGAAUACGCGAAGUUCAUCAGGAGAAUGAAUCCUCCUAGAGUUGUGAUCGACAACGAAUCUUGCAAGAACGCCACAGUUAUUCAGGUGGACAGUGCCAACAAACAGGGCAUACUUCUGGAAGUGGUUCAAGUUCUUACAGAUCUCAAUUUGAUCAUUACAAAAGCUUAUAUCUGCUCCGAUGGAGGAUGGUUCAUGGAUGUUUUCAACGUCACGGAUCAUGACCGAAACAAGAUAACAGACGUAGGGAUCCUAGAUUACAUUCAGAAGUCACUUGGUCCCGAUUCGUGCUCGAUGAGGCGGAGAUCGGUCGGCGUGACGCCGGGGAUGGACCACACGUCCAUCGAAUUAAUCGGGAGCGAUAGGCCUGGGCUACUAUCCGAGGUGAGCGCUGUCCUAACUCACCUCAAGUGCAAUGUCGUGAACGCCGAGGUUUGGACACACAACACGCGCGCGGCCGCGGUAAUGCAAGUCACCGACGAGGAGACAGGGGCGGCGAUCUCCGACCCCGAUCGCCUGUCCGUGGUUAAGACAUUGCUGUGCAAUGUCCUAAAAGGCAGCAACAAAACGCGCGACGCAAAGACUGCAGUCGUGUCUCACGGCGCCACGCACACGGAUCGGAGGCUUCACCAGAUGAUGUUCGACGAUCGGGAUUACGAGCGGAUGGCUCUCGACGAUAAUGGUUCCGACAAAGAAAGGCCUAACGUGAACGUCGCAAAUUGGCACGAUCGAGAUUACUCCGUCGUGACGAUCCGUUGCAAGGAUCGCCCGAAGCUUUUGUUCGAUAUUGUCUGCACUUUGACGGAUAUGCAGUACGUUGUCUUCCACGGAAACGUCGAUUCUGAAGGGCCCGAUGCUUAUCAGGAAUACUGCAUAAGACACAUCGACGGAUCUCCGGUGAAAUCGGAUGCCGAGAGGCAGAGAGUCAUACAAUGCCUUGAAGCAGCAAUACAGAGGAGAGUGUCUGAAGGGCUAAAGCUGGAGCUUUGCACGACGGACAGAGUCGGGCUGCUGUCGGAUGUAACUCGAAUUUUUCGCGAAAACAGUCUAACGGUGACGCGAGCAGAAGUGGCGACGAGAGCGGGCAAAGCAGUGAAUACGUUUUACGUGCGCGACGCAUCCGGGUACCCGGUGGAUCCGAAGAUCAUAGAUUCGAUUCGGCAGACGAUAGGGCAGACGAUUCUUCGAGUGAAAGGCAGCCCACAAGAAGCGAAUCAGAGCAGCCAAGAAUCUCCAACCAGGUUCCUAUUUGGCGGGCUAUUUAAGUCGAGAUCGUUCUGUAAUUUCGGGCUGGUUAGAUCGUAUUCUUGAAUGGAUUUCCAUGUUAAGUUUUAGAUUAGAUGAAGUUUAAUUUGGUUUAACAAUGGAAUGGAAGAAAGGCUUUUACUUGGAUAAAACCCAUCAUCGAUCAUCCCUGUAAAUAUUCCAUCUUUGGUUUGCUUAGCUUCUAGUUGUACAGAACAAAAACUCUGCUUAAUUCAUUUCACUACCAAUCGUCA